GAGCAGUUUAGUCUUGUUUCCCCGUCACAGUGUUUCCCACAGACGUGUCUUCUGAGAAGUAUGAGCGCAGUAGAUGAUGGCGGAGGCCAGCGCGCUUGAAGAGCUACAGUCGGAGCUCACAUGCCCGGUGUGUUUGGAACUCUUCCGUGAUCCCGUGAUCCUUGAGUGCGGGCACCACUUCUGCCAGGUGUGCAUCAUCCAGUGCUGGGAAGCUAAGGCGGACGAGCUCUCGAGUUGCCCGAAGUGUAGAAAGUCGUGCGCCCGGAAACUGCGACCCAACUCGCUCCUGUGCAACGUCGUGGAUAGUGUGCGCAGAGCCCGCGCCAUGGACUCGGCCGCGGGGAUGUGCGUGUGGGACCACGAAGGUACACUGGAGAUGCCCGAGGACCGCGAGCGGGGUUCCAGCAUGAGCAGCGUGGCCUCGUCCAUCGGGCACUGGCCACGCCUGGGAAUGGGUUUGGAUAUGUGCGAGGAGCACGAGGAGAAGCUGAAGCUCUACUGUGAGGACGACCAGCUUCCCAUCUGCCUAGUGUGCGGGAUGUCUCGAGACCACAAGAACCACAAUGUCAUCCCCAUUACAGAGGCUUUUGAAAACUACAGGGAUAAGCUGUCUGUGGCUCUGGAGAAGGCUCAGGUGCAGACAGAGGAGGCCACACUCUUCCAAAAACAGACCAAUGAAAAGAUCCUCCUCAUUAAGGAGCGAGCGGGAGAUUUGGAGGAGCUGGUCUCUGCAGAGUUUAGCCGUAUGAGGGAGUUCCUCGUUGAGGAGGAGGAGCGCAUAAAGGAAAAACUGCAGAAGCAGAAGGAGGAGAAGCUUCAGCAGCUGGAGGAGGCGCUCACUCAGUCCACGGAGCAGAUCAGCCAACUGGAGAUUACGGCCGAUAAACUUCGGCUCAAACUUAGAGAAGAAGAAAAUCCUGAGCAACUCAAGGGGAUCAAAGAUUUUAUUGGAGGGACAGAGAGCUUGUUUGAGCGCCCUUCAGAGAUAGCUGUGGACCUUCAAUCUGGAGACUUUCUGGGACCUCUCCAGUACAGGACUUGGAGGAAAAUGAGCUCAAUUCUUCAGCCAGCUGUGACACCUGUGACCCUUGACCCAGACACAGCCUACCCUUGUCUGUGGGUUUCCCCGUGUCGCACCAGCGUCCAGGUAGGAAAACUACAAGCGAACCUGCCCAACAACCCCGAGCGCUUCACCCGCUACAACAUUGUCCUGGGCUCUGAAGCCUUCUCUUCAGGCAGACACUACUGGGAGGUGGAGGUAGGCUCUAAGACGGCGUGGGGACUGGGCGUGGCCACAGCUUCCGUCAACAGGAAAGAUGAGAUCAGCCUUUGCCCGGAUGAUGGUUUUUGGACGCUGGUGCUGAGGGACAACGGAAACGACACCAGCGAGUAUGAAGCUUGCACUGACAUAGAGGAGAACUUAUUAUAUCCCUCCAAACCUCCGAAGAGAGUGGGGAUAUACCUGGACUACGGUCGUGGCCUAGUGUCAUUUUAUGAUGCUGGAGACAUGAGCCACCUCUUCACAUUCAAUGAUGCAAAAUUCAAAGAGCCUGUUUUCCCCUACUUCAAUCCCUGGCCGAUCAUCAACGGACACAACCGGGAGCCGCUCACCAUAGUAACGCCACACUGGGGAUAGAUGGCCUUUUUUUCAUCAGAGAACCGACACUGCGCAUCAAACGGAUUCAGGAUCAAACUGCAGACUCGGCUGCUAAUAACUUUGAGGGACUCGUCUCAUUAGCAUUCACACAUCUGUCUUAUUACAAGGACUUUUUGGGGCUAUGACGACGGUCUUGUAAGGCUGUCAAACUGUGGAUGAAACAUCAGAAGGACAAGAAAGGCGACACUUCAAUCAAUCUAGCUGCAAAGAAAGUACAUGAAAAGAUAAUCAAUGAACUGUUUAGCUAAAACCUAAUCUAUUUGAUCCAUUAUUCCUCUGUGUGCCACCGAGCUCCAUUGCUGUUUGACAAAUACUGUUAUAAACACAAACUGACGCAGUCUUUUAUUAUGGUGAACACACACACUGGUUUUAUUCUCAGUCAGUCGAAUGCACAUCUUCCUGCUGAUGGAUAUAUUCAGCAGUGCACCAAAUGCAUAUUAAUCUGCACCUAAACUAGUUCCAAACAGAUGACUGUGUCUUCUUUUUGAGUAUUUUUUGCUGAAACACAGACAUUUAAAGAAAACUUUUUUGACAUUUUGUAUUUUAACAUGAGUUUUUAUAACUGUGAUAUCAAAACAUGGUUUGUUUUGGCUUUUUUAACUGAAUUUUCUAACAAAGUUUUUAAUGUUUUUUUGUAUUUUUUAAAUACUUUACAGAAAGUUUGUGUUUCAUCUAACUAUGCAAUGCCAUUUUUUUAAGGUAUUCAGUUGUUUACCUCUGUGCCAUUGAAAACAUAAUGGGUGUAGUAUGUUAUGACAGUAUGAGUUCUGCAGUAUGAUUCGUCCACCACCUUCAUAUUUGUCUAACACUAAUCUGAAAUGUAGUUUACUAAUCGUCUGUUUGUAUCCUCAGAGUUUAAUGUUGUAAAGUGAAUGUAAUGUGAAGUGAUAGUCACCAAUGUCUAGAUAGCCGACAUGAGAGUUUUAGGGUAUAAUUAACUUUGAUUGCACAUGUAGUACCAGCAGAGGGCAGCCAAAGCUAACUUCGAAUGAAGCAACUUUAAAGCAUUUGUGCAACAUAUGAAUGCCACCCUCAUGAAAAUGAGGAUUUUAUAAGUGAUCAGGUCAGACAAAUCAGAAAUAUGCUUCAAGUGGUAAAACAUAACCUUAAAUAUCAAGAACUAUCCACAGACUGUAUAUGAAAGAUGGUUGUCAUCUGAAUGUGAGUCCGUUGCUUUUAAGAAGUGAUGUAUUAUAAUGUUUAAUUUUAAACACUGCCACUGAAAUACAGUGCUGUGCAAAAGUCUUGAGCCACCCAUUGAUUGUUUAUAUUUUGCUAGGAAUUUGGGAAUUUAAUGAAGAAGAAGGAAGGAAAAACCAAGUUUAUACAGUUCUAACAAGAUUGAAAGUCAACUUUUGUCAUAAAAAUCUUUAUUUUCUAACACAGCCUGAACUGUAGUAGGCCAUCCUUGUUAUAACUUCUUUAAGUAGUAUUCAGGAAUAGUUCUCCAGGCUUCGUGAAGGACAUUCAGAGCUCUUCUUUGGAUGUUGACUGCAUUUUUGUGUUGUUCUCUGUUGCGAUGGUCCCACACUGCUUCAGUUAUAUGCAGGUCCAGAUGGGACUGCAUGGUGGAACAAAAUCUGACGUCUUUUGACUUUUCCUUGUUUAUCGUUCCAUCAAUUUUUACAAGAUCUCUGAAACCUGAAAACCACGAUGUGCUUUACGGGUGGCUGUAAACCAGGUCGGCAGUUAAUUUGACCAAGGGGCACCAUGAGAAACUGGGACUGUUGUGGAGGGCUGCACCAGUACAAAAGUACAGUUUCUCAUGUGACCCACUUGGUAAAAUGAAGUGUUCACCUCUGCUAUAGAGAUUUACUGUUACCCUGCUCUCCUGAUCUCCUCCGUACAUAUUGAUAACAAUCAUUUGAAGGUCCAGAAGCAUCUCUCUGGUCCUGUGUCAUCUGCAUCUACAGUUUAUCUGCUGUAGUUAGUUUUUUGGACCAAUUUUCUCAAUGUAUUUAAGGACACACUGCACAGCAUGCAGCAAGUUUGGUGCCAUCAUACUAUUUUAUGCCUGUCAAACUGUGAUCUUUGGCAUUUCUUUGCAAAUUAAAGAACAACAUGGUGUGUUUUUGUGACGAUCUGCUUGUAACCAAGUGCCUUUAAGGACUGGGCUAAAACGGAUCCUUGAAAGACCUUCAGAAAGCUUGGAGAACUAUCACUAAGACUAAGACUAUUGCUUAAACAAGAUAGUGUGGCUCCUUGGAACCAAAAUAAAAAGAAAUUAAGGGAGUGAUCCAAGCUUUUACACAGUGUUACAUUCUUCAGUGUUACAUUAUGAUAAAAAAUGAACACUGAAACUUCAAAACAUUAAAGCAAAGACGAAAACUCACUGGAGAAGAAAGCUAAAUGAAAUAAAAAUGAAUAAAUAAAAAGACAGUCAAUAGUUUCUGGUAUAAAAACCUUUGUGGACUUUAUUGUGUUUAUUUCUUUGUUGCUGAUGAUGCGUCAGAUAGAUUUCAUUUAACAUGUAUCGCAAUAUAAUACAACAACCCUCAACCAGUGGAAACAAACGUCAUUUUUGACACAAGCUCAACAAAAGCUGAACAUUUGAGUCACAACAUUGUGUUAAUCAGUUGAUUACCUGUAUCCUACCCGUGGUUGAGUUUGGUGUUUACCUGUCACAGAUACGCUCUGUGUUCUUCUUUCACUCUGCAGUUAAGCAAGGUUAAUGAGUCCUCUCCUGCCAGUUGAGCAAUUCGGUAAUCUGUGACUACCAUUACGACCAAAUAAGUAAUGAGAAUUAGUCUGACCUGAAUAAAACGUACCUGU
Molecule: messenger RNA, 4429 nt
Organism: Pelmatolapia mariae (spotted tilapia)
Lineage: Eukaryota; Metazoa; Chordata; Actinopteri; Cichliformes; Cichlidae
Product: zinc-binding protein A33-like
Exons: 6
Coding region: 74-1636 (520 amino acids)
Biological process (GO): protein ubiquitination
Cellular component (GO): cytoplasm
Molecular function (GO): zinc ion binding; ubiquitin protein ligase activity; protein binding
Source: RefSeq, a predicted model, not a curated record